AUGAUUCAGCACAUCAAUAUCCAGAUUAGCGACAAGGAACGCACCCGUGAUUGGUACGAAAAGGUAUUGGGCGCAGAGUUCCUGGACCGUGGGCCGGAACUCAACCAGAGGCAGCUACAAUUGCGGAUUGGCAGCGGCGAAAUCCAUAGCACUCAUACCGCGAACCCAAGCCCGUCUGGGCACUUCGCUCUGGAGAUUGACGACUGGGAAGAGAUGAUCGCCAACCUGGACGCGUUAGAGGUUCCGUACUCCCCGCCGACCGUUCGCGCCUACAGUAGCGGACAUUCGACCUACAUUAACGAUCCGGACGGGAACAUGAUCGAAUUGGUCCAACACCCUCUGGGAUUGAAAGACUCCAAAGGCAAGGCGGUGGAGUUGGCUCAUGACCCCAAUGGCCUGACCUGGGCCAGGCUCCCCGGCUACGGUCCGUCCACGUAG
Messenger RNA from Geodia barretti, 438 nucleotides. Lineage: Eukaryota; Metazoa; Porifera; Demospongiae; Tetractinellida; Geodiidae. The record is from the annotation of a GenBank genome assembly.